Messenger RNA from Tupaia belangeri chinensis (Chinese tree shrew), 933 nucleotides. Its product is annotated as olfactory receptor 11L1. The coding region runs from base 1 to 933 and encodes 310 amino acids. The transcript has a single exon. NCBI's taxonomy places the organism in Eukaryota, Metazoa, Chordata, Mammalia, Scandentia, Tupaiidae. Gene Ontology annotation, biological process: G protein-coupled receptor signaling pathway. Gene Ontology annotation, molecular function: G protein-coupled receptor activity; olfactory receptor activity. Gene Ontology annotation, cellular component: membrane. The record is from RefSeq and is a predicted model, not a curated record.
AUGGAUGUGAAAAACCAAACGACAGUGACGGAGUUCAUUCUUCUUGGCUUUUCGGGAGAGCCCUCUCUGCAGCUGGCACUGUUCGUGCUGUUCCUCACCGUCUACCUGCUGUCCCUCGUGGGGAACACGCUCAUCGUUUUCAUCGUCCUUACCGACUGCACCCUGCAGACGCCCAUGUACAUCUUCCUGGGGAACCUGUCCUUCCUGGAGAUCUGGUACACCACGGCCACGGUGCCCAAGCUGCUGGCCACCUGCCUGCCCCGGGUGGUCACCAUCUCCGUCUCCGGCUGCGUCGUCCAGUACUACUUCUUCUUCUCCAUGGGCGCCACCGAGUGCAUCCUGCUGGCCGUAAUGGCCUACGACCGCUACGUGGCCGUCUGCAGCCCGUUGCGCUACUCGCUCCUCAUGGCGCUCCCCACCUGCCUGCGCUUGGCGGCCGCAGCCUGGGCCGGGGGCUUCCUCGCCCCUCUCUUACCCACCGUGCUCAUCUCUCGUCUGAACUUCUGCGGUCCCCAAAAGAUCAACCACUUCUUCUGUGACUCAGACCCCAUUUUUAAGCUCUCCUGCUCGGACACGUUCUUGGUGGAGGCCCUGGGCUACACGUGCAGCUCCGUGGUCAUCCUGAGCUCCUUCCUGCUCACCAUGUCGUCCUACGGCCACAUCGUGGCGGCCAUCGUCCGGCUGUCCUCCCGCGAGGCUCGCAGGAAGACCUUCUCCACCUGCGCCUCGCACCUGUCGGUGGUCACCAUCUACUACGGCACCAUCAUCUUCAUGUACGUGCGCCCUCCCGCCAAGUACAACUUCACGGUGGGCAAGGUGGUCUCGGUGUUCUACUGCGUGCUCACGCCGCUGGUGAACCCGCUCAUCUACACGCUGCGGAACCAGGACGUGAAGAAAGCCUUCGCGAAGGUUCUCACGCGAAGGCAGUUCUGA